AUGAUCCGCAAAGAACAUUCCUUCUCUUUCUCUUCUUUUUCCUAUAACAAACAUGACGAUCCCACCUACUUACUUGAGGGGGCCGUUGACCACGAAGACUUUGCUGGCAAUGCGGGGACAAUCGAGGCAGGAGAUCUACAAUUCAUGACAGCAGGAAAGGGCAUAAUGCAUGCUGAGAUGCCGAGACAGAAUCCUGAUGGCAGCGCGAAUAUUGGCAUGCAGUUGUGGGUUGAUCUCCCAGAGAAACUCAAGAAAUGCGAGCCAAGAUACCGUGACUUGAGGGCGGGGGAAAUACCGAAUAUCGAUAUCGAUGAGGGAAAGGUGCAUGUCAAAAUCAUCUCGGGCCAAAGCCACGGCGUCGAUAGUGUCAAGGAAUUGGCGUAUACACCAGUUUGGAUCCUUGAUAUCGAGAUCAAGCCAGGAGGAAAGAUCGUUCAGAGUUUACCCGAAGGCUGGAAUGCUUUUGCCUAUACUUUGAGCGGAAGCACCGCAUUCGGAGUUGGCAAGGACAAGACAACGAUUUGCCAGUACCACAAUGUGGUAUUUGAGCAAAAGGGUGAUGAAGUCAAUGCUGAGGUUGCGGAAGACGCAAAGGAGAAUGGACAUUUCAUCCUCGUUGCCGGUCUCCCACUCGAUCAAAAAGUCGUCCAGUACGGACCUUUCGUUCUCAACUCGCAAGAAGAAGUUUACCAAGCUAUGAUGGAUUUUCAGACGCAUUCAAAUGGAUUUGAACGAGCGAAGGGAUGGCAGAGUGAGAUUGGGAAGAGUAUGGUUCAUUGA
Messenger RNA from Hyaloscypha bicolor E, 780 nucleotides. Its product is annotated as RmlC-like cupin. NCBI's taxonomy places the organism in Eukaryota, Fungi, Ascomycota, Leotiomycetes, Helotiales, Hyaloscyphaceae. Bases 1 to 780 code for a protein of 259 amino acids. The record is from RefSeq and is a predicted model, not a curated record. The transcript is spliced from 3 exons.